AUGGGCACCAGAAAGUUCAGAGCUACUGGCGGCUCAUCAGAAGACUUCGACUUAGACACUGGCACUUAUUCGAUUGAUUACUACUAUGCCGCAAAAGACGACUUCCGCGCAGCCCCAGAGGGGAAAUUCGCCCUACCAUGGCCUUAUGAUCGGUCAAGACCGUCGCCAGAGGCUGUCAAUGUUGCUGGGAGCAUAGAAGACGCUUGCCGCGCAAUCCUACAAGACCAUAGAAUUAGUCUUUACCACAUGCAGGUGCAAGGCUUGUCGCCAAGAGGGAUGUUUCGGCCGCAGGAUACGCUUGUUAUCAGCACACACGACGAAGAUGCGAACAACUGGAAGGCAGCUGCUACUAUGGUACAGCUAAGAUUAGACGAGGCAUCUCCAGACGUCAAAAUUCGUGUCGAGAUCAGAAACGAGCAGAAGAAGUAUAGAGAUGUCUCAUCUAUCAUCAUACCCCAUACACCAGCUCAUAUAACAUGUCAAGAGGCGGAGCCAAUUAUUUACAAAGAUGUCAAAAAGAACUGCGCUGGUCUCUGGACUACGAUUUCGUAUCACAUGCGCGGCCCCCCUGAGCAGACUCAGCAUAGACAGCCAACGGUUAUAAUAUCAAUGGCGCCUGGGUCGCGAAGCAUCUGGGACCUCGUUGAAGCAAAAAUAAGAAAUGGGGUGGCUCACCUAAAUAUUGACGUCGAGCUCGUGCCUGGGAGGGCGAUGCUUGCUAUCUCCCAAGAAAUGUUACCAACGCCGCGGCUAGUCCUACGGAAUCUUGCGCCUCUGCCGUUGAAUGGGUCGUCCAUUGGCGCACGAGACAUUACCACACAAGCAGGAAGCGUUGGCGUCUUUGUCAACUUUCGUGGUAGCGGUCAAGAAGAAGUGGAAAAAUGCUUCUUGACGUGUUGUCAUGUAAUCAUUGACAACGACGGGAGCGCUGAACAUGGCGUUGGAUUUCACGGCGUCGGUCUCUAUGGACGACAGGCAGAAGUUAACAGUACUGUUGACUAUCCAGCGCGGUACGACGAAGUCGAGACUAGGCGGGUCCUGCAAGGCGAGAUUACUUCAAAUAACGAUGGAAGCGGAAAUGGGGCUAGGACGCUUAGUAUCAUAAAUGGACAUCUAAAAGCUGGAGGCAUCGGCAAAGUGAUCCAUGCGUCUGGGCUUCGGAGGAAAAAUAGUACUGGGCGUCGGAUGGACUGGGCCAUCAUACGGCUUCAUAACCAGACGUCAAUUCUGGUAAACAAACCACCGCCAGCAAAUUUCUCGCCAGCUGAGCUCUUUUACGGAAAGCUACGUUAUGAAGUUAGCACAGACGAAGUUGUUUCACACCAUGGGGUAGUAAAUGAUGGGAGUUGGGUAUCGAAAACCGGCCGCACGACUGGAAUUACUGCUGGAGAGGUUAACGCUAUGAAGAUAAAGAUUGACUGGAUGAAUGGGAUGGAGUCAGACGAGAUGCAGAUAAACCCGGUACUAGGUGGUCAGCCCUUCGUGAGCGGCGGCGAUUCCGGGGGUAUGGUGUUCAACUUAGAUAAAGAGUGGGUUGGGAUGGUACUUGGGAAAUUAUCCCAUGAAGAUGCUGGCAUUGUGACGCCAGUGCAAGAGCUUCUCGACGACAUUCGGGAAAAGACUAGUGGGACUUCGUCAAGUAUAUCAGACCCUAAUGGUCCUAGCAAAGUGGUCCUAGCAAAGUGGUCCGAGGUCCGAGUAGUCCAGCCUCACUCUAAAAGGAACCCGCGGGAACAGGGCCAGUCCUUAAUCAAUGAACCGACAACACAACAACACCCCGCCCGAUCCCUAGCGCCGAUCCUCGGUUUCGCGACGCAGGCGACGAAGGUGAGCAGCUUGACGCUUGUGCCGUUGUGGAUUCUGCCGAUCGGGGAGCACGAGGCUCCGCUGGUGUUUCUAUACGUACAGUGCACAGAGUAG
This is a messenger RNA of Pseudogymnoascus destructans, 1920 nucleotides long. RefSeq lists its product as uncharacterized. NCBI's taxonomy places the organism in Eukaryota, Fungi, Ascomycota, Leotiomycetes, Thelebolales, Thelebolaceae. Bases 1 to 1920 code for a protein of 639 amino acids. The transcript has 3 exons. The record is from RefSeq and is a predicted model, not a curated record.